Messenger RNA from Venustampulla echinocandica, 3510 nucleotides. RefSeq names its product SH3-domain-containing protein. The coding region runs from base 1 to 3510 and encodes 1169 amino acids. The transcript has 2 exons. Gene Ontology annotation, molecular function: protein binding. Lineage: Eukaryota; Fungi; Ascomycota; Leotiomycetes; Helotiales; Pleuroascaceae. The record is from RefSeq and is a predicted model, not a curated record.
AUGGCUGUUCCUUCGAGAUUUCCGUGUUGGUGUCGCGCCGUGUACUCGUACGGCGGCGAGUCCAAACGCGAUCUUGGAUUUGUCGAAGGAGAUCUGAUAGAAUGUUUGAAUGCCGGCGAUGGGUCGUGGUGGAUGGGCAGAUUGAGGCGGGAUAAACGCAUGAUGGGGCUAUUCCCUUCGAACUUUGUCGAAGUACUUGACGAAAGCUUUAUUCCUACGAGUCGAUCAUCGAGUCCUAUGCCAGACCGCUCACCGAGCCCGAAUCCCUUCAAUCCCCAAGCCCCGCAAAAAACCAAAAGCAAGGCUUUCCGAAAGCCAUUCCAGGCUUAUGCUGCACCAGAUGCGGCAGCAGCAAGACGAGCAGAGCUACAGAAGCAAGACAGUCUCUCGAUAUCCCGAGCACCAUCACCCAAUAUUCACCGUACCAUUUCAAGGGCACCGUCACCUCAAAUGCACCGUACUAUUUCAAGAGCACCGUCGCCCCAACUUCAUAGCUAUGGGUCGCGUGCUCCGUCUCCAGCCCCGCCGAUGCAUCGUGACAGCUAUGGAUCCAGGGCGCCGUCUCCCGCACCAUCCUUCCAGUAUCGCCCAUAUCGACCGCCUUCACUAGAGCCACAAUCUGAUCUUGGAUCUUCACCUCCACCCCCACCUCCUCCUCCCCAUCGAACCAACUUCACAUCCCAUGGCUCUAUGAAUUCUCAAACGCAACGCAAUGGAAACUACCACACCCCACGAGCAACGUCUCCAUGUCCGCCCUCCCCUGGAGCUACUGGUCUCACCCCAUCUCCCCUUCGUUCGGCUAUGGAUGAUGUCAUGUCGUCGUUAUAUGAUAUGGGUGUGUCACGUACAACAGAAUCACCAGAACCACCACUAGACCCCUGGUCUCCAGAGGCCUUUGAUCAAACGUAUAUUAAUGCAAGGCGAAAUAAGGCACCAAGGCCGAAUACCGCGAUAGGAAUUGGCGGGCUGAAUGCCUAUGAUGAUGAUCACGAUGAUCAGCCGUAUAUGGGUGGCGCCCAAUCCAGCUAUGUGGCGGACCAGCCUCCGCCUCAACUAAGCAAUUAUGUUCGACGGAUGGAAGACCGUUUAAACAAGAUGCACACCAGUAGCCCACGCCCUCCCGAAGAAGAUGACCAUCCACCUUCUGUUCCAUCGAAAAUGGGCCUAUAUGAUCGACCAAAAUCUGUGGUUGGGAAUAUGCCCCCAGAACCUAAGCUUCGCCACCGCAAAUCGGCUUACGAGGUCGGAAGAUCAAUGCUGGGUAGGACAUUUACUACCAAAACUAAUUCGACAAGCUCUUCAUCAGGAGGUCGGAGUACAACUACCAAUAUGACCUCAAGCACCCAAAUGACUGACCGGAGUCUUAUGAGCGGAGCAUCGGCCGGUGGGUUCUCCUCCACGAGUGCCGGUAGCUACGCGAGAAAGAAGGAAGAACUCCAGGGCCGCUCUCGAAGCGCAUUUGGAUCCAGGAGAGACCAAUUCCUGGGUGCUAAUGGUAGUCAAGUGGACUUUGGGAAUAGUAGACCUCAGACUCCGCUUACAGGAAUCUCAUACCAUACAAGCCACGCAUCUGGCCCUUCACGUCCACAAUCGCAAGCUGGAUGGCAAGGGUCAAACGUAGGGUCAGAGAGUAUGCUUGGUGGUCUUGUGGCCCCUAAGCCGAAGAAGAGCGGCUUUUUCAAGAAGAUUAUUGAAUCAGCCAAGACCGGUGCUGCCAGCGCCAGGAGCAGCAUUGCAGUGAGCGAUGCAUCAAGACCUGGCAGUUCUGCAAGGAAUAUUAUGCCUAAUGGGGUUACAUCGAUCGCAGGAGGUAUUGGCAACAGUAACGCAAAUAACGUAGCCAAUGAUAUGGGUCUAGGAGGCGGUGUCGAUUGGGUCCAGGUUCGCCGAGACGUCAAUAGGUCGAAUUCUCUCAGUCGAAUCGAACGGAUCGAAAGGAAAGAGCGUUGUCAGAUGAUGGACUACCCAGCCAUAAGCCCAGUGGAAGAGCUCUUCGAGGGAUGCGAUGGAGAUGAAGGCGCAGAUGGGAAACCUGUGGCUGAACCCACGGCUUUCCAAGCUGUCAAUCUCUCCCUAGUCGACAAGAAUGCAAGAUUCAUCAACAGCCUGCCACCCAUGACCAACCCCAUUAGCUUGGCAACAGGAUUCGUCUGUCGACCGUAUCGAAGCGACGUUCAGCGAUUGAGAGCAAUUUUCACGUGGGUUAGCGAGAAGAUCACCUGGGAGGACGACUUCGAGGGUGAAGUAGACUCUAGAAGGGUUAUCCAAAGCAAGCGCGGAUGCGCUGAAGAGGUGGCGGUUCUCGUACUAGAGAUGUGCACCGCUGUGGGAAUCCAUGCCGAGGUUGUUAGAGGCUACCUAAAGACUCCGGGAGAGGUUCCAGAGCUGGGGAUCAUGCCUCGUCCAAACCAUUGGUGGAAUGCUGUCGUUGUGGAUGGACAGUGGAGGAUGAUGGACUGCUCGCUCGCAGCUCCCUCGCACCCUCGCCGCAGCCUGUAUUCUAGUGCCGGCGGUCAAGGGGAAAGCUGGUGGUUUUUGGCUCGACCAAGUGAAAUUUGCUGGACACACGUUCCAGCAGUUCACGAACAACAACACCUCUGCCCACCAAUUGCCCACGAAGUCCUACUGGCCUUACCUUGUGCCUGCCCGCCAUACUUUAAGAACUCUCUGGAGAUGGUUGGCUACGACACCAGUCUUGUUCGAAUCGAAGACCUUGAACUCGUGCAUAUCAAGUUUACCGUGCCAGCAGAUGUCGAGUGCGUGGCAGAGGUUGAAGCACGAGCUUUUGAACGUGAUGCAGACGGUGACUGUUUUGAAAGUGGUGAAACGCUUAAAAAGCGUGCUCUAGCGCAAGCCGAGUGGAUUGAUGGGCAAAAACGAUACACGGUGAAAGCACUGCUUCCUGGCGACGAAGGACAAGCAAUUCUGAAGAUUUACGCUGGCAAGCGUGGGCUCAUGCAGUCGAUCAAAGAUAUCCCUCAUCCUCUGGCUUUCGCGCUUCCGAUCAUUCAUGCAGGAGAUAAUCCACCAUAUGAAUUCCUAACCCGACACCCAACACCUCACGCUCAAAGACACGAUCUUUAUGUUGCACAACCACAAUGCCACCGCCUGGCUCUAAACAAUACGUUUGUAUUCGCGGUCCGGCAGCAUCCAUCUUCGACCUCAUUGACACCGCCAAAUCCCGGUGGAACAUCACCUAUCCCAUUCAUCCGCCCCAGUUCGGCCAUGUCAAUAACCAAUUCAUCCGCAUCGGGAUCCAACCCUAGCACCACGAAUGCAUAUAGUUCAAAGAAGCCAGCGAAGCUCGCGAUCCAGUCUCCUGGGGGGAAAGUGUUGAGGCUGAUGAGGAAGGACGAGAAAAUCCAGAGCACGAGCCAGGCGCUGGAAAAGGGUGACGGUGGGACGUGGGAGACCAUUAUCAAGGUUGGUGAGCGAGGUGUUUGGAGGGGCCUGGUGCUCGCAGACCGGAGUGCCCGGUGGUGCGUUUUUGCUGAAUGGACUUGCGUUUGA